Vombatus ursinus (common wombat) is the source of this 2798-nucleotide messenger RNA. It is a transcript of the gene PRNP, whose product is annotated as prion protein. Bases 172 to 945 code for a protein of 257 amino acids. Lineage: Eukaryota; Metazoa; Chordata; Mammalia; Diprotodontia; Vombatidae. Gene Ontology annotation, cellular component: membrane. The record is from RefSeq and is a predicted model, not a curated record. Gene Ontology annotation, biological process: protein homooligomerization. The transcript has 2 exons.
CCUCCUCUUCCUCCUGCCAGUGCCCCAGCCCUCGCUCCAGACCUUCCUCGGGUCGCCUGACAGUUAGGAGCAGACAACGGCGCAGUUGCUGGCCAUCUGCGCGCUACCCGAGUCCCUAGCCUCUCUCCUGCGGACCUUGCGUGGUUUGGAUCCAAACGAAGAUCAGCUACUAUGGGAAAAAUCCACUGGAUCUUGGCUCUCUUCAUUGUGACAUGGAGUGAUGUAGGCCUCUGUAAGAAACCAAAGCCAAGACCCGGAGGGGGAUGGAACAGUGGAGGAAGCAGCCGCUACCCAGGCCAGCCUGGUAGUCCCGGAGGCAACCGAUACCCUGGCUGGGGGCACCCUCAGGGAGGUGGCACCAAUUGGGGUCAGCCCCAUCCUGGGGGUUCCAGUUGGGGUCAGCCCCAUCCUGGGGGUUCCAACUGGGGUCAGCCGCAUGGUGGAUCUAACUGGGGUCAGAGUGGUAGCAACAAGUGGAAACCAGAUAAACCCAAAACCAACCUAAAACACGUGGCUGGGGCAGCUGCUGCUGGGGCAGUUGUGGGAGGGCUUGGUGGCUACAUGCUGGGCAGUGCCAUGAGCAGGCCCGUCAUACACUUUGGCAAUGACUAUGAAGACCGCUACUAUCGUGAAAAUCAGUACCGCUACCCCAACCAAGUCAUGUACCGGCCCAUUGACCAGUACAGCAACCAGAACAAUUUUGUGCACGACUGCGUCAACAUCACAGUGAAGCAACACACCACCACCACCACCACCAAGGGGGAGAACUUCACGGAAACUGAUAUCAAGAUUAUGGAGCGCGUGGUUGAGCAGAUGUGCAUCACGCAGUAUCAGAAUGAAUAUCGCGCUGCCCAGCAAGGCUACUACUACAACAUGGCAUUCUUCUCUGCCCCGCCAGUGACCCUUCUCUUCCUCAGCUUCCUUAUUUUCCUGAUUGUGAGCUAAAAAGCCUUCCAAUGUUUACUCUCUUAAUGUUUAUUCUCUUAAUCUUUGCAGAGAAGGAAAUCCUUCAGUCUGCAAGGGCAGCCCAAAUAGCAGCAGUUUUUCAUUUCUAUGUUUGUCUGUCACCCAUAAGUUAAGGCCCUUAUCACUCAUGAGCCCUGGGGAAUGUACAGUAGAUUCCAGAUGCCUGGCCACCGCUCUCCCUCCAAACCAUUUUGAUCAUGCAUCUGUCAGAUCAAUGCUGCCUUUGACAGUGUCCCUUCCAAGGGAGGAGAUCACUGGGUAACUUCUGGUCCAUCGAGAGACUUCAGUAGUGUAGCAACUUGAGGCCAAAAUAGAAAUUAUUUCAAAACCUAUUUUCUGAAUAGACACAACCAUGGGUCCUUUUGCUUGCUGAAACGUCACCUAAAUGUUCCUCCCCCUGCUUGAAGUUCAUUAAAUUAGUAGAUAAGGAAGUAGCAAACUCACACUAGUUACAAAGCCCCAUUUCUUCUUUGUCUUAUCAGCUGUGAUAUCAUAGCCAGUUAGAUGUUUUUAGGGAACUCAUUCAUACAUUUCAAUUGACCCUGAUGCAUUUUCCUCUUCAAACAAUUUUCAUCAUUUGGAAAAAGACUGGAGACUGUCUAGGCAAACCAUAGAAAUCACCCAACCACGUGGGUCCGGGCUCUAGCUGCCAAACCAGGCGCAGCUAUUGCUACGCAGUACUAUGACUACUCUCUUGGAUUUUAUAAUGGGACACACUCAGCAGAGGCUGCACCAAAAGUAUAUCCGGCCCAGGGGCCGGUCUAUCUGUCAGCGAUGGAAUGAGCAUCAUCGUGUGAGCUGUGUCCUGCGCUAAGGAGACUGUUCUGGGUAACCCAUAAUUUGGAAAGUAGUGUUACUUUGGGUGAGCUUUGUCGUCAUCUCAGACCAUUUUGGUAUGUACAUAUUGUUCAAACUCAGUAUAACCCAUGUCUACCAGUGCAUCCCACCCAAGAACAUGAAAGUGCAAAGCAGAUACUCCCAGAUGACUAAGGAAGCCCUCUCCAAUGCUAGCCAAUAACAAAGGCCGGCAGCACGUUGGAUGGGUCGAUUUGCCUGCAAGCCCACAGAGAAGGCAGCAUUGACAGGGUUAAGGCAGGGGUUGAUUAGCCCAGAGGAACCAGCAAGUGGUUAAAGUGUGCUUUGUCUUUUAGGAUUUAAGGAGACAGUUUGGUGGAUUUAUAAACAGAAGAAGCACUUGUAGCUUUUUUGUUUCCUGUCUCAAGAUAAAGCAGCAACUAUACUGGAUGAAUACUUAAAAGUCAGAUUUUAAGAAUCCUUCAGAUGGUAGAAUUGGAAGAAAUUAGCCUUUUUGAAAAUUUUAAUCCAGUCCCCAAAAACAGUAUCUCAGAAAAGGGUGGGAGAGGGGGGAGAAGACAGGGAGAUGAUCUGUCUAAAUGAUUUUUGAGUUGUAAAAAAAGUUGUUCUCACAGAAUAAAUUAUUAGGUUUUCAUCGUCACUAUUCUGCAAUGUGAUUGGCUUGCAAUGUAAAGGUUAGUCUUUGUAAUCAGUAAAUAUUGGAUGUGAUAAACUAGAAAUUCUGCUCAGAGCAAUUAUCACCCAGAGUAGUGCCCAGUGUAUUAUGUGUCUUUCCAAGGUUCCAAAUCCCUCUUCCAUGAAAAAAAGUAUCCUGAGGCUUUCAGCACCAUGUGCUGAAUGGACUCCUGCACGAGUCCACAAGGCACAGGGGAAAGUGGUCUUUGAAAUUUGCAUGCACUUAGCAAUGUGAGGACAUUUUAUAGAUUUGUAACUUCGCACGUACUUGUUUUGAUGUAUUAAAAUUUAUAAAUGUUUAAUAUCUGACUAAAAAUUAAACAGGCCACAGAUGAAGUGAG